AUGCCAUCCCCAUCCAGCCCAACGGCUGGGAACGCCAACGGCGGCGACCACGCACGAGCGCGCCCAGCACCGUCGAAAAACAAGUCAUCGUCCUCGACGUCCUCGCGGCGGCAGCGACGACGCAGGAAACCCGCCGCGGGGAGUGCCUUCUCGGCGCAGUUCCGGCUCAACCGACAGCGCGGGGAGACGGAGGCGCUGCUGGCGACGCAGCACGACGAGGAGGACUUUGCCGACAGCGAUGGCCUGUACCCACCGCACUGCACGUGGACGAGCCGCGACCAGGACCGCCUGGGCGGGCGUCCGCCGGCCGAGGCAGAUCCCUUUGGCAACGCGCACUGUAACGUCUAUGAGAAUAUUCAUCGGUGA
Messenger RNA from Fonsecaea nubica, 366 nucleotides. RefSeq lists its product as hypothetical. The record is from RefSeq and is a predicted model, not a curated record. The transcript has a single exon. Bases 1 to 366 code for a protein of 121 amino acids. NCBI's taxonomy places the organism in Eukaryota, Fungi, Ascomycota, Eurotiomycetes, Chaetothyriales, Herpotrichiellaceae.